Molecule: messenger RNA, 444 nt
Organism: Funneliformis geosporum
Lineage: Eukaryota; Fungi; Glomeromycota; Glomeromycetes; Glomerales; Glomeraceae
Source: the annotation of a GenBank genome assembly
AUGACUGAUGGAACAGGAAAAGUCAAUUUGGUUAUAAUAAAUAAAUGUACAGCUUUUCAGAUAGGUGCUGAUAGAUUAAAUGAGGCCGCCAGACAACCUGAAAAUGCAAUAAUCAAAUUAAGAGUUGUAGAAGAUCAUUGGGAUGAAAACUGGCAUGAAGAAAUAAUGAGAGAGGUUGCAAAAGCUUAUGGACCACCUCCUAAAUUGCAAAAGCCAGAAAAGUUGCAAUUAUCUAGAAUCGAUAGAUUAGAAUCAAAGAUAGAUGAAAUUGGUCAAAUAACAUCUAAGCUUAGUAGGAUAACACUUAAUGAACAAUCUCAAAAACCUUUUUAUUGUAGCAAUUGUGAACAGGAAGGUCAUAAGAAAAAUAAUUAUCCUAACUUAGCUUUUGCAUCUUCAGCAAAUCCUAUAGCUAAAUCGAAUAAUACACAUUACUAUACUUAA